This is a messenger RNA of Lodderomyces orthopsilosis Co 90-125, 3219 nucleotides long. It is a transcript of the gene ZCF16, whose product is annotated as Zcf16p. Gene Ontology annotation, molecular function: zinc ion binding; sequence-specific DNA binding; DNA-binding transcription factor activity, RNA polymerase II-specific. Lineage: Eukaryota; Fungi; Ascomycota; Pichiomycetes; Serinales; Debaryomycetaceae. The transcript has a single exon. The record is from RefSeq and is a predicted model, not a curated record. Gene Ontology annotation, biological process: positive regulation of transcription by RNA polymerase II. The coding region runs from base 1 to 3219 and encodes 1072 amino acids.
AUGCAAAUCCUUUUAUCCGAAGAAGGAAUAUCUGGGGAAAAGAAAAAACAAAAAAAAAAUAUCACCACAACCCUCUCACCUUCAAUAGGGGAAAAAACAAGACAACAACAAACCCUUGGCCAACACUACUUUACAAUAUCUAUCGGUAAUCAAUAUCAUUUCUUUGUUACAUUAGACAGCUCGAUCAACUAUACUCCCGCAGUCAUGGAUAUCAGCAACGAAGUACGCCCUACGCCCAAUUUGAAACUAAUCAAUACUUCAAGUGGGGUACGAGUAUCUCAAGCUUGUGAUCGAUGUCGAAUAAAAAAAAUCAAAUGUGAUGGAUUAUCACCUUGUCACAAUUGUAAAAAAGCAGAUUUGGAAUGUAAAACUUCGGAUAAAUUAACUCGAAGAGCAUUUCCAAAGGGAUAUACUGAAAAUCUUGAAAAAAAAGUUAAAGCACUAGAGGAAGAAGUUAGGCUUCUACGAGAAAAUCUGGGACAGGGUAUAAGUGGAGUCAAGGAUGUUACUGCAAUACCACAGAAGGGACCAUCUCCUGCCACCAUCCCCACCACAACGACUACAAAUGACAAAGUAUUAUUCCAGACAACAAAUCAAUCUGUACAAAUUAAUAAUCCUAUAGACCAAAUUUUCAAUCUUGAUGAUAGGGGGAUAAUUAUUGGUAAUGACAAUCUCAAUUUUGAGUCACAAUUCAACCACUUGUUGAUAAAUUUGCAUAUGCCGUUUUUGAAAAUAACCAAUAGCCACAAUUACCUUUUAAAUGAUCCAAACAGCUAUUUAUAUGAUCCCUCACAGGCCAAGAGUAAUCAAUUCCAUAACAAGGAUUUGGACCUAGUCUUCAAUCCAUUGACAGGAACCAACCCAAGUGCACCUGACACUGGUGUUAAUGAAUUACCCCAUGACGUUUACGAUUUAUUUAUCAAGUUGAUCAACAAUUUCAAAAAGGUUUUCAAGUCGAAAAAGGAUUUGGAUGCACAGAUAACUCAAUAUUUCUUGAACUACAACAUAUUUAUCCCCAUAUUCGACUACAAUGAGUUUAUUCAAAGUUAUGAUGAUUUUCAUACAAUGUAUCCAUUUAUCUUCACUUAUGAUGAUUCCACUAUCAAUGGGUUUAAUUUGUCCAACACAAGUGAUUAUCAAAUUGUCAACAGGUUUCUUAUGACGAUUAUUCAAACUUAUGCUAUGAUUUUCAUCAACAACCCCACCAUCAAUUUGAAUUUACUAUUGAACCAUUCUGAUCCUCAUUAUUCAGUAAACAGAGACAAGUCAAUAUUGAAAUCAUUAUAUGAUAUACUACCAUAUUUCAAUGGGUUUCAAAUAUCCAUAAGUCAACUCCAAACUUAUUUGUUGUUGCUUUAUUACUCACUCCUUACUAAUAACAAAGAGAAGUCAUUGAUUUUAUCUUCACUCAUAAAUGCCUUUAUUGGUAUACUAGGUAUCAACUUGAAUUCAAAAAACUUGUUUUUCAACGACUUGUCAUUGAAUGUACAACAACGUCGCAAUAGGGUUAAAAUAUUUUGGACUUUUAAAGUAUUGUUGAAAUGUUUUAAUUUGAAAUUUGGAUUCAAACCAAGUCUAAACACCACUGUGAUUAACCCUGUGACUAUUGAUCGAUAUUUCCAAUUGACACCAGAAAAGUUGUCAUCAUUACUUGAAGAUAAUGAUGAUCUUUUCAACACCUUGUUGAAACCAAGUAUUGAGUUUUUGAACUUGAUGAAUAUUAUUAUCCCAUCAUCAUUUUCACCCAAUUAUUAUCAAUAUCUAAAACUUGAUAAAAAGAAGAAGGAAAAAGAGCACCCAAAUAAUUCUCACAAUCACCAUCGAUUGGAUUGGAUCUUGAAUGAAGAUGAUGGAGAUGGUAAUGAUGGUAAUUUGAAUUACAAUUUCAAUCAAUUUUUGACAAUCGAUAAAAAUUUAUCUGAUUGGAGACAGUCACUUAAGAAUAAAGUGUUUUCAUUGGUUCCAUUUAACUUGGAAUUGGGAUUGCCUAAUUUGCUAAACAUCUCACACAAUAAUUUGUAUCACGACAUGACACAAGAACAUUUAAAACAAGAAGUAAUAAUUCAUUAUUAUCAAACAGGUGUACCUGAUAUGUAUACUGCUUCACAAUUGAUUAAGAUUCAACUCAACUUCCAUUACGUCUUAAUCAGAUCAAUGAAUUAUCUUAAUUUCAUUGUUGAUAAAGAGUUGGAUUUUGUGUACUACAAAGAAAUUGCAGUGAUUGCUCUGGAAGUAUUGCAAUAUUUCAAUUUGAUUUUUUAUCAUGUUAGCUUAUCACAAGAGAAACGAAAUGAUCCAAUGGUCAACUCAAACUCUAUUGUUAUGGAAAGCUUAGGGUUGGAUGUUGAUGAAGAUGGAUUUGUCAUUAAUGAUUUUUCCGUUAAACGAAGACGAUCUAACGCUAAACCCAGCGCUGCUAAACGUGUCAUUAAAGAGAUUCCCAUGUCUCCAUUCAACCCAAUGUUGAAUGGAUUAUCAUUAACAGUUAUCAAUUUGAAGAAAAGUAUUGUAUUGCAAAUGUUGUAUUUGCUAAUUUGUCAAAUGAAGUACUUGAAACGGAAUGAGUUGAUCGCAAACAUCGCUGAUUCAGUCAAUCUACUCAACAAUUCAGUGGAUUUAUUCAUUGCCGUUUUCCUCAAUUAUAAGCCCGGCGUCAAUUCGAAAAAGACUAAUGAAGACAUAUUAUUUGAUAAAUUAAUGAAGGAUGAAUUACGAGUUGAGAUUUUACAAUAUCAACAACAACAACAACAACUGCAGAAUGAUGAUACUGAUGAAGAAGAAGACGAAGUUCAUGAACAUGGAGCACAUUCAAGUGGAGGUGCCGCAUACUACAAGAAUAUUGAUUGGGAUAAUGAAAAUUUAGACGAAGAUUUAAAAUAUCUCAAGAUUUGUAAAUUUAUCAAGUACAAAUCACAAUCGAUUUUGGAGCAAUAUAAUGCAUCCAAAUUGAAUCAACAACAACUGAUUAUCAUCCCACCAAAUCCGUAUACGCCAAUAUCUUCUUCGGCUUCAGGAUCGGGAUCAUCUCAUUCAAUGAAGUUUGACAUUGCCAACACUUUCCUUAACAACAACAAUAGCAACAAUAACAACAAUAACAACAAUAACAACAAUAACAAUAAAGAUUUUGGUGCUGCUCAUGAUUUGAUGGAACUAAAGAGAAGCUACUCCAAUAGGAACUUGAACUAUCCCCACAUGCAACGUCAUGAUCAAUCUAUAUAA